AACGCUUCACCAGCUUUCAUUCAGUCGCCGCACACUUGUCGUCGCAACAGCCGUGCACCGUCAUGCCUGAAAAAGUUGAAUCUACACCAUUCGAGGAGGCACUGGAAAAAACAGGCAACGGUGUAUACAAUGUGCUGCUACUCCUCACCUGCGGGCUCAUCCUGCUGGCGAUCGGCGUGGACCUGUUCGGUUUCGGCCUGGUGGUGGCGGCCGCCUGCGACCUCAACAUCACCGUGUCCCAGAAGGGGAUACUCACCUCACUGCCUUACAUAGGAAUCCUGCUAGUCUCCUACAUCUGGGGUUACAUCUCUGACACUCGAGGGCGCCGGUUCUCUCUCCUUGUGUCCAUGCAAGGCGCAUUCAUUCUCUCAUGUCUCUCCAGCAUUUCCACUAAUUGGCUUCUUUUGGGCCUCAUCAAGUUCUUCUCUGUUUGUUUUUCUUGUGCAGCUAAUUCCGUGACUUACACCCUGCUGGGCGAGUCGUGCAUCCAGCGAGUGAGGAGCAAGUACAUGCUGCUGAUCACUUGCCUACUCAUACUGUCGCCGGGCAUAGCUGCGAUACGAAUAUUUUUUAUUUCAUUUCCAGUUGUCACAUAUCCAACUCUCCUACUGCAUUUCAAGACGGAAAUACCUCUCCUCGGAAUAAACUUCACACCCUGGCGGCUGCUCAUCGUGGUGCUGGCAAUACCCUCGGGUAUCGGAGGCCUUGCCAUCCACUUUUUCCACGAGUCUCCUAAAUUCCUGGCGAAUUGCGGCAAGAAUAAGGAGGCUUUGGAGGUGCUGAAGUCUAUUCACGCGAUCAAUAACCCUGGAGCUAAAGAGGAAUUUGGGAUAACCUCAAUAUACCUGGAGGAUGCAGUAGCGAAGAAGCCGACGUCCCUCACCCGCGCGCUGUACGAGCAGGGCGCGCCGCUGUUCCGCCCGCCCAUGCUGUGGAGGACUCUGCAGCUUUACUUCAUCAUAUCCAUCGUCUAUUUCACUAAUAACAGUCUCCUAGUUUGGCUGCCGUACAUCAUGAACUUGGUCCGAGUGGCCUUGAGUCAGAACACUACUACUGGCGGUGAUAUUUGUUCCUUGAUCACUACGAAGGAAGAAUCCAUUUCGCUAAACGCAACUUUAUCUUCUUCCAAUACUACUGUUAUAACACCAGAAAUCUGCCUCGGAUACAUCGAAAACAACGUCAUCAUCACUCUUGCGGCCGCUCAAUGCAUUUACUCCUUCCUGAACUUUGUCAUCUCCUACCUCAUGAGAUGGAGACGAACUGUCUUGCUGUCCAUUCUGUUGAUGUCUACAAUAAGUGGUGCUUUACUGGGGUUGAUGCCGGAGCCAAUUUCAAGUGUGUUCCUAUUAAUGGCAUUUACCUGCACGAAUCUGGGCAUGGGAAUACUUGCUUCGUAUUUUGUGGACUUAUAUCCUACUUCUUGCAGGGGCAUGGUUGCUUGCCUCAGCAUAAUGGUGGCCCGAACAAGCACCUUCAUCGGCAUCAACGUAGUUGGGAACCUCAUCUUCUACCACUGCCAUACCACCUUCUAUGUGUGGUCAAUCGUAGUUUUCAGUAGCGUCGUCGUGGCAUGGUUCCUUCCACCGGACAAGCCAGUGCAGCGUUAAAUAUAAUAAAGGUAAUAUAGUUAAAGUACUUAUGUUAUUAUUAAUAAUAAUCUGUGAUUUUAGUAUUAAUAAGAUUUUAUUCGUAUUAAUUACCUUAUGUUUAAUUUGUAAACCAGUGAAUUUAUGUCCAUGGAAUUAUUACUAUUAAUUAGAGAUGUGUAAGACAAUAAAUAUUUAAAUAAUU
Bicyclus anynana (squinting bush brown) is the source of this 1791-nucleotide messenger RNA. RefSeq names its product synaptic vesicle glycoprotein 2A-like. The transcript is spliced from 10 exons. The record is from RefSeq and is a predicted model, not a curated record. Bases 63 to 1607 code for a protein of 514 amino acids. Gene Ontology annotation, molecular function: transmembrane transporter activity. Gene Ontology annotation, biological process: transmembrane transport. NCBI's taxonomy places the organism in Eukaryota, Metazoa, Arthropoda, Insecta, Lepidoptera, Nymphalidae.